AUGAGGUCUGCCACCUACGCCGUCGCCUCGGUCCUGGCCGCUGCUGCCCCAGCAUGCGCCGCCGAGAACUACACCUGGGCCAACCAGCCCUCCGAGCUCCAGUUCUACGGCCAGAGCCCGCCGGUGUACCCAUCCCCUCAGGGAACUGGCAACACUUCCACGGCCUGGGCCACGGCCUACGAAAAGGCACGUGCUCUUGUUGCGCAGUUGACGCUGGACGAGAAGUCCAACCUCACUCGCGGCUACACUGGAAACUGCGUCGGCAACACCGGUGCAAUUCCCCGCCUAGGCAUCGAGCCUAUCUGCUUCGCCGAUGCCCCUGACGGCAUUCGCGGAACCGACUUCGUCUCUGCUUUCCCUUCGCAACUGCAUCUUGCCGCCACCUGGGACAGGGACCUCAUGUAUGCUUACGGCAAGGCUAUUGGCCAAGAGUACCAUGACAAGGGCAUCAAUGUUGCCCUUGGUCCGGUUGCCGGUCCCCUUGGAAGAAUUGCCAGGGGCGGCCGUAACUGGGAGGGCCUCAGCAACGACCCCUACCUAGCUGGCAUCGGCAUGCAUCAGGUCACCAAAGCCAUGCAGGAUGCCGGCGUCAUUGCCGUUGCAAAGCAUUUUCUGCUGAAUGAGCAAGAGUACCGCCGUAUGCCAAACCAAUCUCACACCAUGCCAUCCAACGGCAACUCUGCUGCAGAGCCUGAGGGACAUGCCAUCUCCUCCAAUGUGGAUGACAAGACUUUGCACGAGCUCUAUGCCUGGCCUUUCUAUGAUGCUUUGAAGGCUGGUGCUGCAUCUAUCAUGUGCUCCUAUCAGCGCGCGAAUAACUCGUACGCCUGCCAAAACUCCAAGCUGCUGAAUGGAAUCCUCAAGACCGAGAUGGGCUUCGAGGGUUUCGUGGUCAGCGACUGGCAAGCCCAGCAUACUGGAAUUGCGUCGGCAAAUGCUGGUCUUGAUGUGGUCAUGCCUGACGGAGGCUACUGGGGCGCAAACCUUACCGAGGCUGUCAACAACGGUUCCGUCACUGCCGACCGUCUGGAGGACAUGGCCACCCGUGUCCUGGCUGCUUGGUAUCUUCUUGGUCAGGAUGAGGACUUCCCUGAAGUUGGCGUCUACCCCGACACCGUUCAGCAUCCGAUUGUCGAUGUUCGUGGCGAGCACGACAAGGUCAUUCGUGAGGUCGGGACUGCAGGCCAUAUUCUCGUCAAGAACGUGAACAACACUCUGCCGCUCGAGAGUCCCAAAUUUGUUGCCAUCUACGGUUAUGACGCCGAGGUCAAGGCUGUGCCGUGGGAGAACGUCGCUCGCUACGGUGGCGGCUACGAGGUAAAUUACGGUUGGAACACGUUCAACGGCACUCUCAUCACUGGUGGUGGCUCUGGCGGCGCUUCCCCGCCAUACGUGAUUUCCCCUUUCAAGGCCAUUCAGGAUCGCGUCAUCCAGGAUCAUGGGAUGCUGCGCUGGAACUUUUGGGAUGUCAACCCUCAUGUCUCUGCAACUGCCCAGGUAUGCCUCGUGUUUAUCAACGCCUACGCCUCCGAGUCCUUCGACCGCCCGUCUCUCACGGAUGAGUUCAGCGACAAUCUCGUUAACAACGUGGCUACGAACUGUUCAAACACGGUUGUCAUUGUUCAUUCUGCCGGCGUUCGCGUUGUGGAUUCCUGGAUCGAACAUGAGAACGUCACGGCUGUCGUUUUUGCCGGCCUCCCUGGCCAGGAGAGCGGCCACAGCCUUGUCGAUAUCCUCUAUGGGAACGUUAGCCCGAGCGGCAAGCUCACUUACACUGUCGCGAAGAAGGAAGAGGAUUACGGCCAUCUCCUGAACCACACCGUGGACGAGAGCUGGUUCCCGCAGUCGGACUUUACCGAAGGUGUCUAUAUUGACUACAGGGCUUUCGACAAGGACGGGAUCGAGCCGCGGUUCGAGUUUGGCUUUGGUCUUUCCUACUCGGACUUUGAGUACUCCAAUGUCGAGGUCAACGCUCUUGACGGCAACACGGAUGCUUUCCCGCCCGAGGCUGCCGUCGUCCAGGGAGGUCACCCUGCUCUCUGGGACGUUCUAUUCAACGUCACCGCCGAAGUCGAGAACAUCGGAAAUUUCACUGCGCACGAGGUCGUGCAGCUGUACGUCGGCAUCCCGAAUAGCCCCGUGCGUCAGCUCCGUGGCUUCGACCGUGUGGCGACGGAGCCCGGCCAGAAGGUCACGGUAACCUUCCCGCUGACGCGCAGGGAUCUCAGCGUUUGGAGCGUCCAGGCUCAACAGUGGGAGCUGCAGUCUGGCGAGUACCCCGUCUGGGUGGGGGCUAGCAGUAGGGAUCUGAGGCUGAAUGCCACUCUGACGAUCUAG
This is a messenger RNA of Diplodia corticola, 2337 nucleotides long. Its product is annotated as glycoside hydrolase family 3 protein. The coding region runs from base 1 to 2337 and encodes 778 amino acids. Gene Ontology annotation, molecular function: beta-glucosidase activity. The record is from RefSeq and is a predicted model, not a curated record. Gene Ontology annotation, biological process: glucan catabolic process. The transcript is spliced from 3 exons. NCBI's taxonomy places the organism in Eukaryota, Fungi, Ascomycota, Dothideomycetes, Botryosphaeriales, Botryosphaeriaceae.